CGACAGCGAGCAGAGCAAUAAGAAAGCUGAGAACGGUGAGGGUUCUUUCCCUUCAAAACUGCAGUUAUUUCCCAAUCAGGCGCUGUCGUCUUCCCCGCUCCUCCUGGCCGGCCAAUGCGGAGGUUUCCAACAUUAGAGGUGUAGUUACACAACAGAAUUGGGCAACGCUCGCAUUCCCCCAUCGAUAAGCUUAUCACCAUGGAGGGCCACCAUGGAGGGGCGCGCUAUGUGGGGGGUUCAAUAGGGUCUCAAUGGGUGAGGAGUAGCUAGCACAAGCAGAAACCCGAACCCCACAGGAUAGUACCGUCAUGAUGGGAAUCGGUGUCUACCCGUUUUCCCCCUUCUCUUCUGUUUCCCCUCUUCCAACAACAUCUCCUCCUCCUUCCUCCCCCCUCUACUCUUCUCACAACCACUGCUGCCCCCAGUUCAGCUCCCCUCGUCGGCUAUCCCAGGACCUAGGGGCGCAAGGCAGGCCCCCCCAUCAACUGGCGGAAUGGCUCGUCUCAACUUCCUCCGCUCUCCCAAGCUCAACGUCCCCCCUUUCCUCCGAGCCAUCCCGGUGCCAGCCCUCCGGCUGAUCGGGCUCCUGAUAGUCGUCAACCUCGUCGUCUGGGCCGCGUCGGGCGUGGUGCUGCGCUACAACCCCAAGCUGAUCAGCUCGGCCGUGCUCUCGUACACGCUCGGCCUCCGGCACGCCCUCGACGCCGACCACAUCAGCGCCAUCGACCUGAUGACGCGCCGCCUGAUCGCCGCCGGCCAGCGGCCCGUCUCGGUCGGCACCUUCUUCAGCCUCGGCCACUCCACCAUCGUCGUCGUCACCUGCGUCGUCGUCGCCGCCACCUCGGGCGCCCUGCGCGACCGCUUCGACAACUUCCAGCGCGUCGGCGGCAUCAUCGGCACCAGCGUCUCGGCCGCCUUCCUGCUGCUCCUGUGCGCGGGGAACGGCUGGGUCCUCUGGCGCCUCGUCCGCAGCCUCAAGGAGGAGCUGGCCCUGCAGCGCGCCGUGCGCGACGGGUCCAGCGACGCCGAGGGGGCGGGCGACGACGACGAUGAUGAUGGCGGCCGUGGCGCGGCGGGUCAUCUGAGGCUCGAGGCCGCCGGGUGCAUGGCCACGGUGUUCCGGAAGGUGUUCAAGAUCGUCGAUCGCCCCUGGAAGAUGUUCCCCCUGGGCGUGCUGUUCGGGCUCGGGUUCGACACGAGCUCCGAGAUCGCCAUCCUCGGCAUCGCGGGUAUCCAGGGCGCACAGGGGACGAAUAUCUGGGUGAUAUUGAUCUUUCCGAUUCUGUUUACCGCCGGCAUGUGCCUCCUAGACACCACCGACGGGGCGCUGAUGAUGGCCCUCUACACGAACAAGGCAUUCGCGAGGGACACGGUGGCGAUCCUGUACUACUCCAUCGUCCUGACCGGCAUAACCGUCUUCGUCGCGGCCUUCAUCGGCAUCAUCCAGGUGCUGACCCUGGUGGAGAACGUCGCCGAGCCCGAGGGCUCGUUCUGGGACGGCGUCAGCGCCAUCGGCGACCACUUCGAGAUCAUCGGCGGGAGCAUAUGCGGCCUGUUCCUGCUGGUCGGCCUCGGCUCCGUCGUCGUCUACAAGCCGUGGCGGAGGAGGAUGGACAGGAGAAACAGCGGCGCCGUCGUGGCCUCGGACGAAUCAGAGGAGGCCGCGCCCGGCCUUGCCGAGGCUUCGGGGACGGCUCCGGAUCGCAAAUCGGCCCUGGAGAAUAUUUCCGAGCGGCCGGCGGCCUAACAAGUCUCAAGGGACUUUUUGACACAAUAAACGCGCUGCAGCACGAGCCUUCCUUAACUUGCAGUCGUACUUAAAAGGCCUUAUGUAGGUACUCCGUACAUAUGUAGGCAAAAUGCGAUGAUCAUUCGGUCAUCACCCCAAUCAACCUUGGCCUCGACAGACAUCUCCCCUGCUCCUUUAAGGGAUAAAGCGACGUCCCCUGCGGAGAACGCAGUCCUGUCCACGCUGGCCAGAUAUUCCGAGUCUAGGCCAUCGGUUUCCCCAAGGGAGAAAGGGGGCCAAAAAGGGAGGGAAAGCCCAGUCCCCACUUCCCGGCCUGCCCCGCCGCGGUUUCGGAAUCCGGCGCUAUCCGGUCACGGGGAUCGCCUCGCU
Messenger RNA from Phialemonium atrogriseum, 2119 nucleotides. RefSeq names its product high-affinity nickel-transporter. The record is from RefSeq and is a predicted model, not a curated record. Gene Ontology annotation, molecular function: nickel cation transmembrane transporter activity. Lineage: Eukaryota; Fungi; Ascomycota; Sordariomycetes; Cephalothecales; Cephalothecaceae. Gene Ontology annotation, cellular component: plasma membrane. The transcript has 3 exons. Gene Ontology annotation, biological process: nickel cation transmembrane transport. The coding region runs from base 494 to 1747 and encodes 417 amino acids.